Molecule: messenger RNA, 1940 nt
Organism: Phacochoerus africanus (Common warthog)
Lineage: Eukaryota; Metazoa; Chordata; Mammalia; Artiodactyla; Suidae
Gene: IFRD2
Product: interferon related developmental regulator 2
Exons: 12
Coding region: 177-1502 (441 amino acids)
Source: RefSeq, a predicted model, not a curated record
GCGUUUCGACCCGUUUGGCAGGGUGAGGCGCCUGGUGAAGAUGGUGGCGCGCGCGGCGUGUGCCUUCCACCGUCUGCUCAAGUCUCAGCUCAGUGCACUGGCCGGUGACUCAUUGGUCUGGAGCCCUCACCCACCGGGUCCUUGACCCCGCGCCCGUCGGGCACCUGAUUCCCGGCAUGCCCCGCGCCCGAAAGGGCAACGCGCCCCGCAGAGGCGGCCAGCGCCGCGGAGGAGGUGCCCGGAGCAGUACCCAAGCUGACUCAGGUUCCAGCGAGGAUGAGGCAGCCAGUGAGGCUCGCAGCACCACCAGUGAAUGCCCCAGCCUCUUGAGCACCGCUGCAGAGGAAGGCCUUGGGGGGGAUGCCGUGGAUGAGCAGGGUCAGCAGGAAGACCUUGAGGAGAAGUUGAAGGAGUAUGUGGACUGCCUCACAGACAAGAGUGCCAAGACCCGGCAGGGUGCUCUUGAGAGCCUGCGCUUGGCCCUGGCAGCUCACCUACUUCCCGACUUCUUGCUGGAACGCUGCCUCACACUGGCUGAUGCCUUGGAAAAGUGCCUCAAGAAAGGGAAGGGCGAGGAACAGGCCCUGGCCGCUGCCGUGCUAGGUCUGCUGUGUGUGCAGCUGGGCCCUGGACCCAAGGGGGAGGAGUUAUUCCACAGCCUGCAGCCCCUGCUGGUCUCUGUGCUCACUGAUGGCACAGCUAGCCCUGCUGCCCGGCUCCACUGCGCUUCUGCUCUUGGCUUGGGCUGCUACGUGGCUGCUGCCGAUGUACAGGACCUGGUCUCUUGCCUCACCUGUCUGGAAGGUGUUUUCAGCCGGUCCUGUGGUGUGGGUGGCGCCACAGCUCCUAUGGUCCCUGCCAGCCUGCAUGGCCUGCUCUGUGCUGCCCUGCAGGCCUGGGCAUUGCUACUUACCAUCUGCCCCAGCACCCACAUCAGCCACAUCUUGGACAGGCAGCUGCCCCAGCUGCCCCAGCUCUUAUCCAGUGAAAGCGUGAACCUGCGGAUUGCUGCUGGAGAGACCAUCGCACUGCUCUUUGAACUGGCCCGGGACCUUGAGGAAGACUUCAUUUAUGAGGACAUGGAGGCCCUCUGCGGUGCGCUGCGCACUCUGGCCACCGAUAGCAACAAGUAUCGUGCCAAGGCUGACCGCCGGCGCCAGCGCUCGACCUUCCGCUCUGUGCUGCACUUUGUUGAGGGUGGUGAGUGUGAGGAAGAGACAGUCCGCUUUGGGCUCGAGGUGCUCUAUGUGGACAGCUGGGCUCGGCGCCGGAUCUACGCUGCCUUCAAGGAUGUGCUGGGUUCUGGCAUGCACCACCACCUCCAGAACAAUGAGCUACUCCGUGACAUCUUUGGCCUGGGCCCUGUGCUGGUACUGGAUGCCACUGCCCUGAAGGCCUGCAAAAUCUCACGUUUUGAGAAGCACCUGUACAACGCUGCUUCCUUCAAAGCCAGGACCAAGGCUCGCAGCCGUGUGCGGGACAAGCGGGCAGACAUCCUGUGAGGCAGGACCAGCUGAAGUGGAGACUGUCCACGUCCUUGCCUAUACUUUUAACAGAAGACAGUGCAAUACCUGGUACUUGCCAGGAAUUGUCACUUUAUUUUUUUAAUGACAAAACCAAAAACAGAGAUGAGUAUGGGAGGCUAGAGGCCAGGCCGUUUGGGACCCUGGCAAUUUGCCCCUGCACUCAGCCCUGUGGCUUCUUCCUGCCCUGUCUCAGGCCAGGCCAGCUGUGAGCCUGUCACAGGGCUGUGGGGCAGGCAGAAGAGGGCUGUGCCUUCCUUUCUCAGGUCUUGCUCCCCUGGGAUGAACCACUUCCAGGGGGUGGGAUCUGGACACAUGCCACUACAACAGGUGGGGAAGUGAGACUACCUGGAAUGGAUUUAUGUGCUGAUUUUUAAAGAGUAUUAGAGAUAAUUAAACAGUGCUCAGUCUUCUGUG